Molecule: messenger RNA, 154 nt
Organism: Racocetra persica
Lineage: Eukaryota; Fungi; Glomeromycota; Glomeromycetes; Diversisporales; Gigasporaceae
Source: the annotation of a GenBank genome assembly
GUACAUUCUGAAUGGAGAUCCGGAAUGAUAAUAUUUGCAAUAUUGUGGUUAUAUGUUAUAGUUGCUGUUAUGAUUGAUUUGGUUACAAAUAUUUCCAACUCGGUUUUAAAUUUUGAAUACGAGUUUACUCAAUGGGACUAUUUAAUCCUUGCUG